Messenger RNA from Acanthoscelides obtectus, 1050 nucleotides. NCBI's taxonomy places the organism in Eukaryota, Metazoa, Arthropoda, Insecta, Coleoptera, Chrysomelidae. The record is from the annotation of a GenBank genome assembly.
AUGAAUCAAGAAAUCUACGAAGAACUUCUCUUCGCAAGAACUUUGAUAACCGACACUAAAGAUUUUGAAUCUAGGUUUGAGGAUAUUUUGACUAUGGUAAUACCACCGUGGAUAAUUAAUCCAUAUGGUGACAUCGAAGAAACGAAUGUCAUAAUACAAGAGGAACUGACUGAACUAAGUACAAACGAAGAACUUAAGGUUCAGUUUAAAAACGGAUAUCAGCAAUUCUGGCUGCAAAACAACAUACCCGUUACUUAUCCCCCUUUGAGAAUAGUUAAACAGGAUGAUUCUAAAAGAAAACGUAGAACACAGAAGUCAGAAAUUUUAACAUCUACACCUAUUAGAGAACAGUUGAGAAAUCAGAAAAAUAAAAAAUUAUCCAAGACCAAAUUGCCAGAUGAAAUGAAACGUGCAAAGAAACCUAGCAGUUCAAAUUUGGAUCGACCUAAAUUGCAGUACCCGAAGCCACCGGUACAUAAAACGGACCCCAAUGAAGAAAAUGUACCAUGCCUCGUCUGUGGAGAUACUUUUGGCAACUCUAGACCUGGCGAAACAUGGAUUGAGUGCAAUAUGUGUCAAAACUGGGCUCAUCAAUUAUGUGCUGAUUACAACAGAGCAGGUUUACACGAUAGACCAAAUUAUGAAUUUAGUGGUAAUGAUACUGAAACCGACCUUCCAGUUUUCAAUAUUGAAAAGCUUACCGAAGAUGGAAUAAUUACAGCAAUCCGUAAACUGAAGAAUAAAAUGACACCGGAUCCUGAUAAUAUCCCUUCCUUCUUGAUCAAGGACUGUUCUCCUGUUUUAGCCAAUCCACUCGCAAAAAGUUUCCAAAGUUGUGGAAACAUGCCAGAACUUAAUUUUUUUUUGUUUGGUAUCCUACGGAGAAUCGUUCAAACUGAAAGGGAAAACAAAGAUAUCAAAUCUUCCCUGUUAGACCCAGCCAUGAGGGAGGUAUGGGCACAAACAAUUCAUACACAAUUUUUUUGUAUUUUUGAUUUCAAUUCGUUUUGCUUGAUUCUGUGCUUUCAAUUUAUUGUGUAUGAUUUUUAA